AGGGGUUGCACUGCGGUAAUAUGGCUCUUCCUUAGCCAGCGGCGGUGGCCAGUGCGGGCGCCGAGGUGCCGGGGCUCUCGGGUGGUCCGUUUCUAGGCUGCAAGGGCUAGGCGGAUAGCGGCUCCGGAGGCGGCGGCGGAUGCAGGAGGAGUGCCCGCCUGGCCGCAAGGCGGCCCAGGGGUCCAGAUGAGCUCCUGUGCCUCUCUCGGGGGCCCGGUGCCCCUGCCACCCCCGGGCCCGUCCGCCGCGCUGCCGUCCGGUGCCCCGGCGCGGGCCCUGCAUGUGGAGCUGCCGUCCCAGCAGAGGCGUCUUCGACAUCUCCGGAACAUUGCUGCUCGGAAUAUCGUCAAUAGAAAUGGCCACCAGCUCCUUGAUACCUACUUCACCCUGCAUUUGUGUGAUAAUGAAAAGAUAUAUAAAGAAUUUUAUAGAAGUGAAGUGAUUAAGAAUUCCUUGAAUCCAACGUGGAGGAGUCUUGACUUUGGACUAAUGCCAGACCGUCUGGAUACAUCAGUGUCUUGCUUUGUGGUGAAGAUUUGGGGUGGAAAGGAGGAUGCCUCUCAGCUGUUGAUAGAGUGGAAAGUCUACUUGGAUGGGCUGAAGUACUUGGGUCAACAGAUUCAUGCCCGCAACCAAAACGAAAUCAUUUUUGGGCUAAAUGAUGGCUACUAUGGUGCUCCAUUCGAACAUAAGCGUGCUGAGUCCCCGUUGAGGGUCGGCUCCUGUACUCACGCGCUGAGAGUGCAGUGGGUGAAGGCGGGUCCUCCAGCUGUGGGCCCAAGCAGGAGGAUCGCUCGCCCGGGCCCCAGAGUUCAAGCCUGGCCUGUGCUGGUGCCGGGAGAAGAGCGCUGCUGA
This is a messenger RNA of Onychomys torridus (southern grasshopper mouse), 855 nucleotides long. Its product is annotated as UV radiation resistance-associated protein-like. The record is from RefSeq and is a predicted model, not a curated record. Bases 187 to 855 code for a protein of 222 amino acids. Lineage: Eukaryota; Metazoa; Chordata; Mammalia; Rodentia; Cricetidae. The transcript has 6 exons.